UCAGAUAAGAUGCUGACUAAUUUACUCUGCAUCACAGAAAAAAACUCAUAAUACAACCAAAUAUAACACAUCGUUAUAUUCCACAUAUACCAUAUCUAUUAUUUGCUACAAAAUCUUUACAAGCUGAAAAAGAUAGUGAACAGAUGGCUCAAGCAAUGGCAUCAAUGGCUGGUCUACUUGGUUCCUCUCAAGCUGUCUUGGAAGGUAGCCUUCAGCUCAGUGGCUCAAGAACCUUAAGUGUGGCUAGCAACAACAGGGCGAAUGUGGCUCGACCAGGGUUCAGUGUCAGAGCACAGCAAGUGUCGUUUGAGUCCGAGGCUAGCCGUCGCGCUGUCCUGGGUCUUGUGGCUCUUGGUUUGGGUGUUGGUUCUUUUGCCAAGGAUGGGCUAGCUGCUGCAAGUUCAAUCAAAGUUGGACCACCUCCUCCUCCCUCGGGCGGUUUGCCUGGAACUGACAACUCAGAUGAGGCCAGAGACCUUGACAUACCACUGAAAAAGCGUUUUUACCUGCAACCAUUGCCACCAACUGAGGCAGCCGCGAGGGCAAAGGAUUCAGCCAAGGAUAUUUUAAAUGUCAAGGAGCUUAUCGACAAGAAGGCGUGGCCAUAUGUUCAAAAUGAUCUUCGUUCCAAGGCUUCUUAUCUGCGUUAUGAUCUAAACACUAUCAUUUCUGCAAAGCCAAAAGACGAGAAGACAUCACUCAAAGAACUCACAGGAAAGCUCUUCCAAGUUAUUAAUGAUUUGGACUAUGCAGCCAAGACUAAGAGCACUCCUAAAGCAGAGAAGGCCUAUGCUGAAACUGUGACCGCACUCAAUGAUGUUCUUGCAAAGCUUGGUUAGAAAACCUUCAUGUAUCAUGAUACAAGAUUUAUGUGUUAAUUGUUCAAAGCGUUCUUCGUUUUGCUUUUGAGAGAAUCAAACGGAAGAUCAUUAACAUGUGUUGUUUUUGGAAUGUGAUUAAAAAAAAAAGACUCCAUAUCUCUGUGUCA
Molecule: messenger RNA, 988 nt
Organism: Daucus carota subsp. sativus
Lineage: Eukaryota; Viridiplantae; Streptophyta; Magnoliopsida; Apiales; Apiaceae
Product: oxygen-evolving enhancer protein 3-2, chloroplastic
Exons: 3
Coding region: 144-839 (231 amino acids)
Biological process (GO): photosynthesis; photosynthetic electron transport chain
Cellular component (GO): photosystem II; chloroplast; extrinsic component of membrane
Molecular function (GO): calcium ion binding
Source: RefSeq, a predicted model, not a curated record